AUGGCCAGCGCCAGCGGCAGCGCUCUCGCCGCACCCACCACCGUCCGCACCAGCGUGCACUUCACCCCGCUCCGCGGCUCGUCGGGCGGCGCAGCGCCCUCCGGGCUCCUCGAGGUGGACGGCCUCACACUCCUGCUCGACUGCGGCUGGGAGCCGCCGUUCGACGUGUCCGUGCUGGAGCCGCUGCGCGGGGUGGCCGCGCGGGUGGACGCGGUCCUCCUCUCGCACGGCGACCUCGCGCACGCUGGAGGGCUCGC
Messenger RNA from Emiliania huxleyi CCMP1516, 257 nucleotides. RefSeq lists its product as hypothetical. Gene Ontology annotation, molecular function: RNA binding. The record is from RefSeq and is a predicted model, not a curated record. Gene Ontology annotation, cellular component: mRNA cleavage and polyadenylation specificity factor complex. The annotation marks the transcript as partial. Lineage: Eukaryota; Haptophyta; Isochrysidales; Noelaerhabdaceae. The transcript has a single exon. Gene Ontology annotation, biological process: mRNA 3'-end processing by stem-loop binding and cleavage.